CAUAUAUUUUGUAGAGUUCGUUUGUAGAGUGUUGUUCCACAAGUCUCCACUUUCUUUUCGGUGUAAAAAACUAAGCUAGUAACAUCAUGGGUCGUAUGCACGCUCCUGGCAAGGGUAUAUCCCAAUCAGCCCUUCCCUACAGACGCACCGUGCCAUCAUGGCUGAAGCUGAACGCUGAGGAUGUUAAAGAGCAAAUCAAGAAGCUCGGCAAGAAAGGCCUGACACCCUCGAAAAUCGGUAUCAUCCUGCGUGAUUCCCAUGGUGUGGCUCAGGUUCGCUUUGUCAACGGCAACAAAAUUCUUCGCAUCAUGAAAUCGGUGGGUCUCAAGCCCGACAUCCCCGAGGAUCUGUACCACAUGAUCAAGAAGGCUGUCGCCAUCCGCAAGCAUUUGGAACGCAAUCGCAAGGAUAAGGACGGUAAAUUCCGUUUGAUUCUGGUCGAGUCCAGAAUUCACCGUCUGGCUCGCUACUACAAGACCAAGAGUGUGCUGCCCCCCAACUGGAAAUACGAGUCCAGCACCGCCUCUGCUCUUGUUGCCUAAGUUUUCAAUAAUGUGAGUGCAUACAUUUUUAAUGUACGUGAAGAACAGAAAAUAAUAAAAACAAAAAUUUACAAAAUAAACAAAAGUGUAUCAACUGUAGGUAAGAAUAAAAACUACAUAUUGUA
This is a messenger RNA of Drosophila mojavensis, 667 nucleotides long. RefSeq names its product 40S ribosomal protein S13 (gene RpS13). The transcript has 3 exons. The coding region runs from base 87 to 542 and encodes 151 amino acids. The record is from RefSeq and is a predicted model, not a curated record. Gene Ontology annotation, biological process: translation. Gene Ontology annotation, cellular component: nucleolus; cytosolic small ribosomal subunit; ribosome. NCBI's taxonomy places the organism in Eukaryota, Metazoa, Arthropoda, Insecta, Diptera, Drosophilidae. Gene Ontology annotation, molecular function: structural constituent of ribosome; small ribosomal subunit rRNA binding.